AUGGGAAUUAGUUCCACAAAUCCUCUUCUUGUGUCCCUUAACUUGAAGGGUAGAAGUGUUGAUGGAAACAAUAAGGAAAUCAUAAGCAAGGCUUUGGAAACACAAGCAAGGAGAAGGUGGCAAAUGAGGGUCGCGACAAAGAAGAGGCCUAGUACUAGGAGAAGCAUGUUGAUGAAGAGAAGGGCGGCGCGUCUAGAUGGACUGAGAAGGCCGCGAAACGGUGUCAGAAAAAGGGUCAGAACCUUGAAGAAGCUAAUACCAAACAGUAGUAAUGAAUUCAAUGGUUUGGGAGGGUUAUUCGGAGAGACAGCUGCUUACAUAUUAUCUCUCCAAAUGAGAGUUAAAGUCAUGCAGAUUUUGGUUCAGACAUUGAGUACUACAGGAUCUGGUGAUCAGUGA
Messenger RNA from Tripterygium wilfordii, 399 nucleotides. RefSeq names its product transcription factor UPBEAT1-like. The record is from RefSeq and is a predicted model, not a curated record. The transcript has a single exon. Gene Ontology annotation, biological process: regulation of DNA-templated transcription. NCBI's taxonomy places the organism in Eukaryota, Viridiplantae, Streptophyta, Magnoliopsida, Celastrales, Celastraceae. The coding region runs from base 1 to 399 and encodes 132 amino acids.